AUGGGCACAAACGCUUUAGCGGCAUCCUCGCAUCUCUCGAGCACGAGUACACGGCAGCAUCCUCGUUUUCAUCUUCGUCGCGCUGCGAAAACGCAUUCGUCCUCCUCUCUGUACCGUCCGUGUCGUGGCACUUUUCAUCGGGGGCGUAUCUUUUGCGCUUCCGAUGAUGAUGAAAACAACAACAACAACAAAAACGUGCUCUCCUUCCUGUGUCCGUUGCUAAAACUCAUCGGCGGUGGCGAUGCCGCUAAACCGAGAAACAGAACGUUAGAAGUUGCCACUUCUGGGUUCGCCUCUAUCGCGCGAAUUCAAUACGGGAAGACUGUUUUAGAAGAAUGCAUUCAGAGGAGGAAACAACAACCGAAGUUAAUUUUAUACGAAUUUGAGGCGUGCCCGUUUUGCCGUCGCGUGAGAGAAACACUCUCGAUGUUAGAUUUAGAUUGCGAGAUACGACCGUGUCCGAAAGACGGUCGAUUUAGAAAAGAAGUAUUAGAGAGAGGCGGGAAAGAAACAUUCCCGUAUUUCGUGGACGAAACAUCCGGAAAGGAGAUGUACGAGAGCGCUGAUAUUGUAAACUAUUUAUACGAGAAGUACGGUAACGGAGCGCGAGUGCCGGAGAAUUAUUUCACAAGCACGCUCAUCACGGGAUGGAUGCCGACACUUUUUCGUGCCGGUAGAGGAAUGACGAAAUACGAGCCGAGAAAGGAAGGCUUCGUGAAGCCGCAGUCCGGAAACAUCGAGCUGUUUAAUUACGAGAACAAUCAGUUCGCGCGAUUGUGCCGAGAGGCGUUGUGUGAGUUAGAAUUACCGUAUACGUUGCGCAAUGUGGGCGCUGGGUCGCCAAAAAGAGAAACGUUGACCGAAGCUGGUGGGAAAUCUGUCCCAUUUCUUAUCGACGGAGAUGUGAAGAUUGGCGAGAGCGAUGAGAUUGUCGCGUAUUUGUUUGAAAAGUACGGUGGCGGAUACGUCCCAGAAAAACAAGGAGCGUAA
Molecule: messenger RNA, 990 nt
Organism: Bathycoccus prasinos
Lineage: Eukaryota; Viridiplantae; Chlorophyta; Mamiellophyceae; Mamiellales; Bathycoccaceae
Exons: 1
Coding region: 1-990 (329 amino acids)
Cellular component (GO): chloroplast
Source: RefSeq, a predicted model, not a curated record